Messenger RNA from Pantherophis guttatus, 7437 nucleotides. The record is from RefSeq and is a predicted model, not a curated record. NCBI's taxonomy places the organism in Eukaryota, Metazoa, Chordata, Lepidosauria, Squamata, Colubridae.
AUGGCAAAGGUCAGAGGACUUCCCUGCCCUGGGACCAAAGAGAGGCAGCUUCCCUUUGGGGAGAAACCGGUUGACUCAGGGAAGCACCCAGCUCCCCCGCCUCUCCUUGCCAGAGGCUGCCCGCAGGGCCCGGGGGAGCCCCAGCAGUGCCACAGCCUCCCGCCCAACAGAGCGCGGCUUCUCCUGCGCCGCGAGGCUGCUGGGCCUCGGCUAGGACGGGCUGCUGGCCAGCCGGGGCAGGAGGAGCAGGCGGGCGGGCGGGAGAAACCCUCGGGAGCGAAGCUGGAGACGCUACAACUCUUAGAAGUGCUCAGGAGAACAUGGCGACCCCCCCCGCCGCCCCCUGCCAAGAAACACGCCGGGCCUCAACGCGGCGAAGGAGGGAGCGAGCGGCACGGAGCGCCUCCAGCCCUUCCUCUCCCGCCGCGGCUCCUUGGCGGGACAUCCGCGGCCGGGCAGCGCCCAGUGCAGGCGGGGCGGCGGGGGCUGGUGAGCCGCCAGGUGACGCCCCCCUCCUGGCGCUCCUCGGGCAGCCUGCGGGGACGCGGCCCCAUAAUUGCCCCCUGCCCUGGCUCGGGGCAAGGGAGGAAAGGCGCUUCCCCCAGAGAGGCUCCGGCUAAAGGGGCUCCGUUGGGGUCAACGGGGAGGUUGAGUCGGGGCCGGCAACAUGAAGGAGCGAGGCAACCUCUGAACUCGCGCAGAGUGGCGGCCAGGAGUCGCCGGCCUCGUGCUCGACUGACCACCGCUGCCUGCCUCCCCCGCCAGCGAGCUCAUCCGGCGGUCGUCGACAAAGCCCUCUCGCCACGUCCGCCGCCAGGGCAGCCGAGGCGGGGAAGCGGCGGCGGCUCCUCGAAGGCGCGUCCAGCUUCGCCAGGAACGGCAGCUGCGGCUUACCUGUUGCCUUCAAGGCUGCGGCCGUCGGCUCCCCAUCGCGGCAGGGGAGGCAGGGCCCGCGGGAGGAUCCGGCCGGAGCUGAGGAGCCGAGCCGAGCUGGCCGACCGCCCGGCGGGAGUGGAAAGGGGCGCUCCUUUCGGCGGAGACGCGCGCGGGGCCAGCCGGGGGGCGGGAAGCGAGCGGGACAGGCGGGGCGGCCGGGGGAAGGGACGCUCCCGCCGCCGCCCCAGAGCCCCUUGCAGCGGGAUUAGCAGGACGGACAGGAGCCCGCCCGUCUUUCCGCUGGGACGGCCUCCGGGGCGGUUGCCAGAGGGCCAGGGAAGCGCCGUCCUGCCCACCGAGAGCGAGCCCAGCCCGCCCCGGCCGCCCCUUCCCCUUACGCCCAAAUUGGGGAAGCCCCGUGGGCGCCGUCCGGCGAGCGGCUUCAGCUCAGGAAAGGCGGCCUCAGGACCUGCCCCGUCUUCAGCCUGCGCCCCAGCCUUUCGGGAAGGUUGCCGCCAAGGGCGCAUCCCCGAGCGGCCCGGAGGCUUUCCGUCAGGCGUCCGUGACUCCAAGCAAGCGGGGAGGCCGCCUGGGGGGACCGGCUUUGGCCUCCCUCUCCCCAGCCUCUUCCCUGAGCAAGCCGCCCUCGGCUGGGCAGAGGCAGCCGGAUCCGCCGGCUUUUCCCAGGAGUCUCCCGGCCGUGGCCGAAACAGCAGAAAUGCGGGGCGGCGGCGGGCAGGUCAGCGGCGGCUCCAGCAAGCGGCCUUUCUCGGCCUUGAGGCGGGAGGGCGCCUCGCAACCCCGGCCUGGAGCGCUGAUGGGCAGCGGGGGCGGAGGAAGGCGGCUGGCAGGCUGAACUAGGCCAAAGGGCAGCUCUGGCUUCCCAGGACAAGCGCCGCUUCUCCAUCCAGUUGCCCUGGUUAAGGACGCCCUCCAAGGAAGGGAUGGGAAGGCAGGCAGGCAUCUUGGCCCUUCAGCUGCGCCCGGCCUCCCAAAGGGGCAGCACUCAUGAGGGCACAAGAGGGGAUGCGCCCACCCACCCUCCCUCCCUCUGGCAGGGAAAGCAGCUUUCCUGAGGUUGGGCAGGCCCCGGCCUCACUCUCCUCCCUGGAGGCCUUCGGACACAGGAACAUGGAACGUUUCCUCUGGUUUGGGGGAAGCUGUAGCUCAGCAAUACUCCCUGCCCUGCUGAAAGGGCCAAAAAAUGGCCCAGUCUUGCCUGCCUAAUGCCACAGGUGGCCAGGAAGUUACCCUCCCAGCUGGGACCCUGGGCAGAAGGGAAGCAGAGGCCCAGCUCUCUGCCAAGCAGCCACUGGAAUGCAUUGGGCCGGCCUUUGGCUUGCCUGGACCACACUGAGUGAAGAGGAAUUGUCUUGGGCUGCCUCUAAAACGGGGGUCCCCAACCCCCAGUUUGGGGACCACCACUGGUCUGCGGCAUGCCAGUGGGCCGUGCAAACAUCAUCAAAGGACCUGACCCAGGGCGCUCACAUUGCAGCCCUGGUCAAAAGGGCCCAGCAGAGAUUAUACUACCUGAGACUUCUCAAGAAACAACAACUGAAUGAAAAAUUGCUGGUGACCUUCUACUGCUGCACCAUAGAGAAUAUCUUAACUGUGUAUGGUUUUCUAAUUGCACAGUGGCAGAUAGGACAGCGCUCCAGAGGGUUAACAUCUUUGCCCAGAGGAUGAUUGGUUGGUUGCCCUCUCCCCUCCUUGGAAGAGCUUUAUAGCUCCCGCUGUCUUAAGAAAGUUGAAAACAUUCUUAAAGAUCCAUCUCAUCCUGGGCACCCUUUUUUUGAACUAUUGCCAUCUGGCAGACAGUACAGGACGAUAAAAACAAGGACAAAUAGGCUGAAAAACAGCUUCUAUCCCAGAGCAGUAAGUAUGUUGAAUUCUACUGUAUAGUGCAAUAUUCAAUUGUAUAGAAUGUGAAGGAUGUGCGUUUUCAUUUUAUUUUUUUUAUAGUUUUCUUAUGUAUGAUGUACACUGAAGAUGGCAUUUAAUUUCGUUGUAUGAGGUGCAAUGACAAUAAAGUAAACUUAAACAAGCGAAACCCCAUUGGGAUGCAGGGAGCACGCAAAACCACGACCCCUCUGGACCAUGGAAAAACCUCUCUCUACGGAAAUGGUCCCUGGUGCCCAAAAGGUUGAGGGACACUGCUCUAAAAUACAUAAUGUAGUUAAUGUAUAUAAAUAACAAACUUCCUUUAUUUUUUAUUUUUAUUUUCUUGUGGGACCUUGUUACCAGCUGAGCUGUGGUGGUGCAGUGGUUAGAAUGCAGUACUGCAGGCUACUUCUGCUGCCUGCAAUUUGGCAGUUCGAAUCUCACCAGGCUCAAGGUUGACUCAGCCUUCCAUCCUUCCGAGGCUGUCUAACUCUUCGUGACUUUUUUUUUUGCUUCUUGGCAACCAGUCACCAAGAUCAGCUAUGCUUCCUAAGUGUUUCCUUACUAUGCAAAGACCUCCCAGACUCUCUCCUGGGAAAGGUGGAAGGAAGGAGAUGGCCGGCAGUGAGGAUCCCUGGUACUGGCAAUGGGGGAACACGUGAAGGACCAGGUUGAGCAGGAAAUCAAUGUCAUCACUAUAUGGUACAUGAUCUAAAUGCCGUUCACUUGGUUUUUUUCUCUUGUACAGGUCAUCCUCGACUUACAACAGUUCGUUUAGUGACCGUUAGAAGUUAUAACGGCACUGAAAAAAGUGACUUAGGACCGUUCUUCACACAACUAUUGCAGCAUCCCCAGGGUCACGUGGUCAAAAUUGGGACGUUUGGCAACUGACUCCUAUUUAUGACGGUUGCAGUGUCCCGGGGUCAAAUGAUCAGCUUUGGCAACCUUCUGACAAGCAAAAUCAAUGGAAACAUGAUUCACUUAACAACCAUGUUACUAAGUUAAGAACUGCAGUGUUCAUUUAACAACUGUAGCAAGAAAGGUUGUAAAACGGGGCAAAAUUCAUUUAAUAACUGUCUCACUGAGCAACAGAAACUUUGGGCUCAAUUGGGCCAUAAAUUGAGGACUAUCUGUAAUCAGCUCCCUGAGUGAGCAAAGAAGGACAGCAAACAGAAGUUUGGCAAAGAAAUUCAGGGAAGAAUCCCUAACAAAUUUUCCCUUCUGCUCAAGACUUUGUACUUGGCUAACUGAGGAUCUGAGAAGGGAAAAAAAGAGGAAAUGUAGUCUUUUUUGUUUUUUUUUUAAUAUCUUUAUUAAAUAUUUAUAGUAAAGUUAACACACAAUAAUGAUUGGAAAGCAAUAUAAGAAGUGAAAUAUAGAAACACAUAAACACAAGACUAAAACAAAACAACAAACAUGACUAACCGAGAGUUAAGCUCACUCUCCAAUUAAUAUUAACUAAUAUCAUCCUAGCCAAACAUUUCAAUGCAAUCAAGUUCUUUUAACUAUCUACAAAACAAUUGGUCUGUUUUUAUCAAAAUUAUAGAGAGUUAUAAAGCCUAGUAAAUAUCUAGUUAAUCUAAUUAGACGAUCUUAUCACCCUUUUCCUAAGUUUAACCUUCUUUUGAGCCAGACAAAGCAUCUGUCCCAACUUCUAUUAUAUACUGAAUCUUUCCUGUCUUUUAAGAUAUACGUUAGCCUGUCCAUCUCAGCACAUCAGAGAAUCUUGUUUAUUAUCAGAUGGUCGGGAGGCGUAUCUGCAUCUUUCCACAGUUGAGCAAAUGCCAUUCUCGCCGCUGUUGAGACAUGGACAAAUAUAUACCAAUCCUUCUUAUCAAUGUAGUCCGGUCUUACUCCGAGUAAGUAGAGGUCUGGGUGAAGGGGAAAGCCCACACCUGUUAUUUCCAGCAGCCACUGCUGUAUUUUCCCCCAAUAGCGUCUAGCUGACGGACAAAUCCACCACUGAUGGAAGAAAGUACCCUUGGCCAACCCACAUUUCCAACAUCUAUCAGAGGAUCCUGGGAACAUCUUAGCGAUUCUGGUGGGGGGAAGAUACCAACUUGGGUAGAUCAUUUUAUAAAAAUUUUCUUUGAACGGGGAAGAAAGGGUCAGUUUCAUAGUUUUGUUCCAUACAUUUUGCCAUGCAUCAAACUGAAUUGUUGUUCCAAUAUUUCUCCCCCAGGCAAUCAUCGUGUCCUUUACAAUCUCCUCCGCCAUAAAAUUGGACAGAAGAAGAUUGUAAACGUUGGAAAUAAAUUUCCUUCGGCCACCAAGGAGAAGCUUGUCAAAAGUUUGUAAAUGAAGGGAAAUACCAUGUUCCUGUUUAUCCCUAGCGAAUCUAGUUUGAAUUUUCACAUAGGACCACCAGUCUAUGUCUAAUCCUCUAGUUUGGAGAUCGGCUCUAGGUCUAAGACUCCCGACUUCAUCCAACAAGUCACCAUAAACCCAGUUCCUCUUUAUAUUGUGCACAGCCGGAAGGGUCACUGCCUCUAACAGAGACACCCACUUAGGAAUCUGUGUGUAAACUUGCUUCUUCACCAUUUCCCAAACCCUUAAUAAAAUUCCUCUAAUAUAAUGAUUAGUAAAAUGUUUGGAUUGUUUGUCUUUCUGAGACCACAAAAAGGAAUGCCAUCCCCGCUGCAAAUCAUAUUCUUCAAUUGCUAAAAUGCGCUUUCUUGAGAGGAUCACCCAAUCUUUUAUCCAAACCAGGGAUGAAGCUUGGUAAUAAAGCUCCCACAUAGGGAGCCCCAAGCCACCCCUUGUUUUGUGCUCUUGCAGCAUUUUUCUUUUUAUAUGGGUUUUUUUACUCUGCCAAAUAAAUUUACUUAGAAUUUGGUCUAAUUUCCUAAAAAAAAAUUUAUCCAAUCUUGCAGGAGCCGUUUGGAAUAAAAAGAUCCAUUUCGGUAAACAUGGGCUUUUAUCGCGGCAGUUCUACCCAAAAAUGAGAUCUGAAUAUGCCGCCAUCUCUCCACUUCAUUCGCUGUGUCUAUUAAUAAUUUGGAAUAAUUGAGCUCCUUGAUAGAAGAACAUCUAUUUGUAAGCCAAAUACCUAAAUAUUUAAGUUUUUUGACACAAUUAAUCCCCAUAAUACUUUGGAUCUGUUCCUUUUGGGCACCUGACAAAUUUUUUGUUAACAUUUUGGUUUUAUCCUUAUUGAUUUUUAAUCCUGCUACCUCCCCGUAUUCAUCUAAUUUAGUAAGUAAUUUUGGUCCCAUAAUAAGGGGAUCUUCUAAUAUGAAAACCAAAUCGUUGGCGAAUGCUUGGAGUUUGUAUUCUUCCCCUUUAACUAUUAAGCCCUUAAUUUCCGAAUCCUGCCUGAUCAUCUUAAGAAGUGAUUCAAGUGUUAAAAUAAAUAGCAGCGGUGAAAAAGGGCAUCUGUCAGGUUUCAGUGUCAUCUCAAAUAAAUUGCACUCCCAAACAAUUAAUCUUUGCUGAAAUAUUCCAUUUAUUGAGUAUGACAGAUCUGGCCCCGACUUCGUCGUAGCCGAUACUAACCCUCUGACCCCCAAACUCUUCCCUUUCCGUUCCCCAAUUCUCAUCUUCUCAUUGGCCAUCUUCCAAGUCAGUCUCCCCAGCUUCUGACCUCACCCCACAGGAAUGUUCCCCCCACCAUCCCAUCUCCUAGGGGAUAUUAUCUACAGAGAAAUAAGUAGGUGAAAAGUCAAGCCUCGUCUUUUUAUGGCAGCAUCAGAAUGCUUACCUGGUGACUUCCAGUUGGCACCGCCGUCGUCGCUAGACGGUCUCUUCAAGACUGCCAGCCCCGCCGCCCGUAAAGAGCCGCCUCUACAGCUAAGAGGUGGCUUGAAAAACUCCACGAUCCUGAGGAAUCGGGAGGAGAGCCGGCGAGACAAGGUAAAACCCCCUACGAAGUCCCCAGACUGUCUUUUUUGCUUCUGGGGAGGAAGCAGGGUGAGGCUCCCUAUCCUGCUCGCCGAGGCUCCGGACUCCGGGGACAACUCUGCAUUUAGCAGAGCCAGACGACGCGACCAACAUAACGAGUGAAAGCCAAGAGAAUUACUAAAAAUAAACAGGGUGGAAUCUGGACUUGAAAUUCAAACUUUUUAUUAGCCCUGUGAAUGAAUUUAAGAACUGAGAAAAAGUAAAAGUUUGCUAAAAUGCCGUCCGGCUUUAGCGGUAAGGAAAGCUGAAAGCGAAAGUGGAUUUGCCUGAGUGUUUAAUACGUUACAAAGUAACUAAAAGUAACUGCGCUGGCUAGAAGAAAAGGGAAAAGUUCUUUUUAAAGUGAUUUUGAUCUGUUCCCUCUCCCUUGAGACUUGACUAAAGCUGGGGAAAUUUUUGAAAGGAUUCUGUGGUGAAAAGGGAGGGAGGACUUCCUUCUUAGAAAGAAUCAGUCUGUGUGGCAGAAUGGCUUCAAAGCAGACAAAGCCAGCCAAAGCUGCGGGGGGGGGGUUUCCCCCACUCACAAGUCACAAGAGCAGCCUUUAAGUUUGCAGACUCAGAGCCAAGCACAGGAGACUAGUUUUAAAGAUUUGAAGGAAUUUAUUGCUGCGGCUCUGUUGAAUCAAAAUGAAGUUUUGGACCAGAAAUUUGAAAAAUCUCAACAGGAGAUUAAGGAGGUGGUUCAAGAAAAAUAUGACAAGAUGAAGCGUGACAUACUGACGGUUGUGACUGGCUUGUCAGAAGCAGUUGUCCAGAUUGAUAAAAAAGUGGAAGAACUUA